Messenger RNA from Chaetomium globosum CBS 148.51, 285 nucleotides. RefSeq lists its product as uncharacterized. The transcript has a single exon. The record is from RefSeq and is a predicted model, not a curated record. Gene Ontology annotation, biological process: spliceosomal complex assembly; regulation of mRNA processing. NCBI's taxonomy places the organism in Eukaryota, Fungi, Ascomycota, Sordariomycetes, Sordariales, Chaetomiaceae. Bases 1 to 285 code for a protein of 94 amino acids.
AUGGCCCCCUCCGAGAUAGAAGACAACCCUGCUCCCGUCGCCCCAACCCAAGAGACACCUCCCACCCCAGAGGCUGCCCCACCCACCCCGCGCCAGGACGAGCCCGCCAAGACGAUGCCCGACCCCAGGGACAUCGAAGAAGGCAGGGAUGAAUACCGGCCCGGCGGGUUCCACCCUGUUUACAUCGGGGACGUGUACGCCGACAAGUACCAAGUCCUCAACAAGAUCGGGUACGGCGUCUACUCGGCCGUCUGGCUCGUCCAGCCUGGACGGUCCAGGACCUAA